Cylas formicarius (sweet potato weevil) is the source of this 2371-nucleotide messenger RNA. Its product is annotated as ATP-binding cassette subfamily G member 4-like. Lineage: Eukaryota; Metazoa; Arthropoda; Insecta; Coleoptera; Brentidae. The record is from RefSeq and is a predicted model, not a curated record. The transcript is spliced from 9 exons. Bases 186 to 2081 code for a protein of 631 amino acids. Gene Ontology annotation, cellular component: plasma membrane. Gene Ontology annotation, molecular function: ATP binding; ABC-type transporter activity; ATP hydrolysis activity.
GACAACGUCGCGCGGCAACCCGAAUUUAGUUCGUGCCGAAUGACUGGCGCGCACGUUGCCUGUGUGUUUACAUUCGUUCGAUAGUCUAGUUAUGAGCCGCGUGAAAUUUAAAAGGCGUGCGGAUAUAAAUCGCGGCUGAAACGGUGUAGUCGGAAAAAACCUGUCUUAUCGUAGCCUAUCCGAAGAUGGAGUGCGAUCUCAAAACAUCUCGGAGGACGGCGUGCCGUCUCUCCGCAGAUUCCCGGAUUGACAUCGAAUUUCAGGACCUGAGCUACACCGUCCCCGAAGGACGAAACGGCUCAAAAUUGAUACUUCGAAGCGUGAACGGUCGAUUUCAGUCGGGCGAAUUGUCCGCCAUCUUGGGACCGUCUGGGGCUGGCAAGAGCACCUUGUUAAAUGUACUAGCAGGUUACAAGGUUCACCACGCCACUGGGCAGGUAUCGAUAAAUGGCAGGCUCAGAAACCUGAAAGAUUUUGGAAAGAUUUCGCGGUACAUCAUGCAAGACGAUUUGGUACAGCCCAUGUUGACCGUUCAGGAGUCAAUGAUGGUGGCGGCCAAUUUAAAACUAGACCUUAACGCCACUCAACAAGAAAAAUGCAAUGCGAUUCAGGAAAUAUUAGACCUGUUGAGACUUACGAGUACUGUUGAUACUAGGACUACCGAGCUGUCGGGAGGUCAGAGGAAAAGGCUAUCUAUAGCGCUUGAACUAUUGAACAAUCCGCCAGUGUUAUUUCUGGACGAACCAACUACAGGCCUGGACGACUUAUCCUGUAGCCAGUGCAUAGCUCUGCUGAAGCAAAUCGCACUUGGUGGUAGGACGGUGGUGUGUUCAAUACAUACCCCGAGUGCGUCGAUAUUUUCAAAAUUCGACAGCGUGUAUAUUAUGUCGAUGGGUCAGUGCAUUUAUCAAGGAUUUGGAUUGGACGUGGUCUUCUUUCUUUCAAAUUUAGAUUUGCACUGCCCUAAACAUUACAAUCCCGCUGAUUUUAUUAUCGAAGUGGCCAGCGGAGAAUACGGAAAUUACCAAGAAAAACUUGUUUCCACCAUCGACAACGGAAGGAUUAAGUACUGCGAGAAGAAUGAUACAAGACUGACGGAGAGUGAAAGAAAAUUUUCCGUAAAUGGUAUUUAUGCGGAGGACGAUACCCCGGAAAUCCACAGUAAUUACCCAAAAGAAAAGUUGGGAUGGAUGCAACAGUACAAAAUAUUACUGAUGAGGAUGUGGGUGCAAAUGUGGAGGGACAAGUGUUACAUGUUGCUGAGGGUAAUUUUGCACAUAAUAACUGGCGUCUUGAUCGGUAACGUUUACCUCGGUAUGGGGGUGGACGGCUCGAAAACACUGUUCGUGUUUGGAUUUUAUUUUAUUUGUCUCAUAUUUUUCAUGUACAUCCCCAUGAUGCCGUGUUUAUUGCAAUUUCCCAGAGAGUUUCAACUCAUAAAACGGGAGCAUUUCAACAAAUGGUACCGGCUGAGUGCUUACUUUGCGGCACUUACCACUUCCACGCUGCCCGUCCAUCUGGUAUUGGGUUGUAUUUACGUAAUGCUUGUGUACUUCCUUACAAAUCAACCCAUGGAACUGAACAGGCUGAGCAUGUUCUAUUUCAUUUGUAUGAUGACCGCCGUUAUCUCCGAAAGCUUGGGGCUUCUAAUCGCGUCGCAAUUUUCCAUUGUCAAUUCUGUAUUCGUUGGACCUGUCAUAGCGGUACCUUUCAUGCUUCUCGCUGUGUACGGAUUCGGCGGUGGAUAUUAUUCGAUUCCCAAGUGGAUACGGAUCGCGAUGUACUGUAGUUACCUACGUUACUCGCUAGAGGGCCUCAUCCAGACGAUGCUCACCGGGAGAGAAAAACUCGCGUGUCCGGAGCAUGAAGAGUUUUGCAUCUACACCGACCUGGAAUAUUUCGUGAAGGAAAUCGGAAUGCAAGACAAUAUUAUCUGGAUCGAUAUCGCCGCCCUUGUUGUUAUUUAUUUGAUAUUUAGGGGAGGGUUCUAUUACUUGUUGAGGCAGAGGCUAUCGCCCAACAAAACUUUUAUCGCUUUAGCCUACGUCGGCCGAUUAGUUAAGGCCCAAUUUGCCAGGUGAUUAACGGUAAUUUGUUCUUGAAACUUAACAAUAAAGAAUGUGAUGGUAUUUACUUUAGUUUUCUUUUUUAAAUUAUUCAGAAUGAGUGUCCAUCAUACUUGCAUCACCCACUAAUCUGUACUUUGCGCCAUUUUCUUCCUAAACAUCGAUCUCCACCCUUUUCAUUCGUUUUCCCGAGACAUUUAACAUUUAGCGCUACAUCUAAACUGACAUCUGUCAAAUUGACGACCUGUCAACGGCCAUGUCGGUUUAAAGAACAGGUUCAUCUGGCUGUAUGGAGUUCAUAAUAU